This is a messenger RNA of Symbiodinium natans, 1179 nucleotides long. The record is from the annotation of a GenBank genome assembly. Lineage: Eukaryota; Dinophyceae; Suessiales; Symbiodiniaceae.
AUGCAGGCUGCUUUAAGGGCCAAUGAGCUCGCCAACAGAAAGGAGCUUUGGAAUUUGCGCGCCGACAUCGAGAAGGAGAAGCUGCGUCACGUGGCUCCAUUUCCUUUUUUCGGACGGGCGAUGCGCUUCCAGGACAAGUUUGCGGCGCUUCAGAUUACUGAUGAUGGUCGCUUUAGCUACUCCUUUGUGGGCUUGAACCACGAGAAGACUUCUUGCAUGGCCCGCAGCCUACAACUCUUGCCGAAAGCGGUCGUGAUUGCGCUUCUCGCGGCCGUGGCCAUGGCUUCCACGUCACCGUCUUUCCCUCCAGAGCGCCUUGCUGCGGCAGCCACACCAGUGCUGAAGGCCGCUGUGCACGAGAAGUUGAGGCACGGAUUGCAAGUUGCAGCAAUGGCCGGGGCUCAAGACGGACUUGGCAGCUUCUUGGCACAUGCCAUGGCAUGGGGUGAAUUCAGCAGGCCAGGGGACAACUUCUGGGAGGCAUAUCGGUACUCGUACUUUGUGGUUCAAGAGGAUCACAGGAAAAGUGCGCCGUCAACCAACAGUCAAGUUGACCAGUUCCUGUACCGGGUUGAGUAUCCAGCCAGCUUCUACGAUGAGGUCUUCCAGAGUCGCACUGUUCAGAGCCUUGCUGCCGUGGCUGGCGACUUGCUUCUGGGCGCAGCUACGUUUCGCACGACAUUUUCCGAGCCCCGCUUCGAUAUGGCAUCGGUCCUGCAAGGUGGCAUUCAGUCCUGCAUGGAUGGCUAUGCAGGCUACAUACUGACGCUGGGUGUCGUUGAUGGUGCUCGUGGGCAUGGGCUCGCCAAGGUCUUGCUGCAGCAAUCCAUCAAGCGAAUCCAGGCAGUGCUCCCCAAAGUUCGAGCGAUUUGGGUACAUGUCGCCUGCUACAACAAACAGGCAUUGGCACUCUACGAGACACAGGGGCUGCAAUUCGUGCGCUGCUUUCCUCGCUUCUACAGCUUCUACAACAAGUCCUGGGACUCACUGCUCUACGUGCUGUACUUGAAUGGUGGCAAGCCGCCGGAGCGCUUGUCACUUCAGGUGGCCCAAGAUGAGAUUGCAGCCACCUUGAGCUGCCACAGCUUCGGAGAGCUGUGGGAGCGGGUGGGCUUCUGGAUCUCCAGCCUGGCAGGACGUUGUGGUUGCCGGCACAGGUCCAACAAGAAGAAGAGCUGA